CGAGACGCGCUGGUGAUGUGUAGACGGUGGGUGAGCGAGUCUCUGAGCAGAGGCAGACAGGGGGAUCCCAGGCUUGCAAUGCCCCCAGCUGGGCACCAGAGGCCGCUGUUCCCCCAGCCGGGCUGCGCUGACCCGGGAAGUGAACGCAGGGGGCGGCCGGUGUCCUCUGGCCCAUGUGGGCGCUGCCGGGCGGGCGGCAUGGCUGAGGCUCAGCAGAGCAGGAUGCAGGAGGCCAUCGACAGCAUGGUACAGGGGCUGGAGCGGGAGAACAUCCGGAAGAUGCAGGGUAACAUGUUUCGAUGCAGCGCCGGCUGCUGCGAGAAUAACACGGCCUCCAUGCAGCAGGUGCACCAUUGCAUCGAGCGCUGCCACGCGCCCCUGGCCCAGGCCCAGGCCGUCGUUACCAAAGAACUGGAGAGGUUUCAGGACCGUUUGGCUCGCUGCACGAUGCACUGUAAUGACAAAGCCAAAGAUUCCCUGGAUUCAGGAAGCAAGGAGCAGCAGGUGAAACAACAGCUGGAGAGCUGCGUGACAAAGUGCGUGGACGAUCACGUGCAUCUCAUCCCCAGCAUGACCAAGAAAAUGAAGGAGACUCUGGCGGCCAUUGCACAAUAAAGCUGUGUCUGUUUGGGGAGAGAGAGAGGGAGACGUGUAGUUCCUAUUAAAAGAGAGACAUGCACACGGA
Gopherus flavomarginatus (Mexican gopher tortoise) is the source of this 685-nucleotide messenger RNA. RefSeq names its product family with sequence similarity 136 member A (gene TIMCC). The record is from RefSeq and is a predicted model, not a curated record. Lineage: Eukaryota; Metazoa; Chordata; Testudines; Testudinidae. Gene Ontology annotation, cellular component: cytoplasm.